UCUCGGCCAUCUUGUCGGUGCUGUGACGCCUGGCUGGGCGGAUCCGGAUCCGGAUCAACAACAACAUCCUGACGUCUCUCUCACUGGUGGAGAUACCAGGUGGAUGGACCGAGGUCCCACACGUUUUUGAGUCAGUGAUACUUAAAGAGAUCCAUAAUGACUCGUGUCGUACUGGCCGUGUACCUCAGACUCCCACCUGAGGAAAAACAAAAAAAAAUGGGUCCAGAUGGCCUGAGAAAGUGCUAUUAAGCUAAUUAAUCCGCAAUUAAUUAAGCUAUAAGCUUAAUAAAAUAAGAGCUACUGAUUUAAAUCAAUUUGAAUGUUUCUAUAGGACCCUGUGAAAGCCUGCCAGGGACACGUGCCACAUCUUGGGAAUCACUGCCCUUGACCUAUCCUUCUGGUAAUCAUAUAAAAAUCCAUUUUUUAUUUUUAAAGGCUGCAUUGAUCUAGUAGUUUCAGUACAAUAACACACUUACAUCACAGUCCUCUGUAAUACUGACAGUUAUGUAAUGCCAUUAUACAACUGAAUUGAGAUGACACAAUCGCAUUGUGAGUAAAUCCAACUGUAAUAAUUUCCCAACCAAUGAUGUUUGAAAGUGCAGCAUUGCUAAUUGAGUCUAAUUGGAGUUUCGCGUGUUCCGCCACAGGGGGGCGCCACUGUAUCAAGUUCACUGCAGAAGCAUCCUUGUGUAAUCUGGAUGCUGAUGCCGGUGCACCAUCGUGUGCUGCAGCUAGACAUAAUGACGGGACUGCCAGUGCAUUUCUGCAGCUGGUGCUUCUGUUGUCACCAAUAACAUUUAAUACAAUUUCAUACAAUAUUCUGAUCAUAAUGAUGCCUGCGGCUGUGUUCAACCUGUUCUAACAAAGGGCCUGUAUAGCGCAGGCUGAGCAUAUCCACAUGGGUCCCUCAAACAAAGCGCACUGCCUACAGUAAGAAGGCAUUGUAUCAUGAUUGUGAUAACCUGGGCCUUUUAAACUGGAUUUCACCAUAUAAAGAUAUCUUAUAAAACUAUUGUUUCAAUUAUGAUUUAAUGGAGCCAUCCAUUACCCAUUAAAUUGACUGAUACAUGGCCCUGCAUUGCUCAUUAUACAAGAGUUUAUUUGAUUUUUUAAAGCCUACUCAUAAAAUAUGUCCAAGUACGUCUGUUUGUGUGGAUAUAUCUCCUCAUUAAUGGAGGAAUAGUCCUCGCAAAUUAGUUCCUGGACAAAAGUAUGCGCACAGCGGCUCCGCGUCUCACUUGUGCGCCUCAUCACCGCCGGGUCCGGGCUUGAACGCGUGUAAAAGGAAGCACUGCCUCCCUCCUCCAUGCGUAAAUUAUGUAGGGCAGGACGGGAAUGCUGUGCCACCUCCAUUUGAGAAAACCCGGCCGAUGAAUGUAAGGGGGGGGGGAAAGGAAAACACAAAAAGCCGUUUUCAACCAACGUUUGACAGCAGAGGAGUAGCGCAUCACGACUUGCCUGUUGUGAAGCCAAGGAGAAGAAAAGAUGGACAUUACGGACCAAGGAGCUCAAAUGGAGCCGCUCUUACCCACGGAACAAAGUUCCCAAGAAAAUAAAGAUGUGAGAGCUGAUGAGGAGGCAGUGGUGGACCGCGGGGGCACACGCUCCAUGCUCAACACCAACUUUGAGAAGGAAGAACUCGAAGGUCACCGCACUCUCUACAUUGGGGUUCACGUUCCCCUGGGCAGGAGGUCGCACCGACGUCACCGUCACCAUGGACACAAACACAGGAAGAGGUCCAAGGAGAGGGACUCUACAGCUGAUGAUGGAAGAGAAUCCCCCUCACACACAGACACACCAGCUCAGAGGGUGCAGUUUCUGUUGGGGACAGAGGAUGGCGACGAGGAACACAUCCCUCACGCCCUGUUCACCGAGCUGGACGAAAUCUGCCUCAGGGAGGGUGAGGACGCCGAAUGGAAAGAGACAGCCAGGUGGCUUAAGUUUGAAGAGGAUGUUGAGGAUGGGGGUGAGCGGUGGAGUAAACCCUACGUAGCUACUCUGUCUCUACACAGUCUUUUCGAGCUUCGUAGCUGCAUCAUGAACGGCACCGUGAUGCUGGACAUGAGGGCCAACUCGCUGGAAGAGAUAGCAGACAUGGUUCUGGAUCAGCACGAGUUGUCGGGCCCUGUAGGUCAGGAUGCCAGGAAGAGGAUUCGCGAGGCUCUGCUCAAACAGCACCACCACCAAAACCACAAGAAACUGGCCAACCGCAUACCUAUUGUACGCUCCUUUGCUGAUAUUGGCAAGAAGCAGUCUGAGCCUCAUUCCAUGGACAAGAAUGUAAAUGGCUUCUAUUAUCAAACUGUAAAAUCUCCCAAGUAUAUGCCUGAACUCCCCAAGAUCACUCCACCCAGAAAGGCAUUUUCCUGUUUGGCAUGGCCGUGGUGUGUGUUUUGCGUGUCACGUCUGUCCACCCCUCCAUCACCUUUGAGCUCCUCCAGCAGCCGUGACCACAUGACCCCAGACACGCCCUUUGGCAGCACCGACACCAAACGCCUUAGUGUUCUUCAGGCAGUUGCACAAGGCUACUGUCCCAUCGCAUAUGAAGACACAGAGCAGGAAAUCAGCAGAGGCCAAACAGUCUCACCUCAGUCCCAGCCAUCUAACAAUGAGGGCAAACAGGAUGUCAGCCGAGAAAACAGUGCUGUCGACUUCAGCAAGAUUGACCUCCACUUCAUGAAGAAGAUCCCUCCUGGUGCUGAGGCAUCUAACGUCCUGGUGGGGGAGCUGGAAUUCCUGGACCGCCCUGUGGUGGCCUUUGUCCGCCUGUCUCCUGCUGUGCUGCUGAAUGGCCUGGCUGAGGUUCCCAUCACCACCAGGUUUCUUUUCAUCCUGCUUGGUCCUCUGGGAAAAGGUCCACAGUAUCAUGAAAUUGGCCGGUCUAUUGCUACCCUGAUGACUGACGAGAUUUUCCAUGAUGUUGCUUAUAAAGCCAAAGACAGGAAUGACCUGGUGGCCGGCAUCGAUGAGUUUCUGGACCAGGUGACGGUGUUGCCUCCUGGAGAGUGGGACCCCUCCAUCAGAAUAGAGCCUCCCAAAAAUGUUCCCUCUCAGGAAAAGCGGAAGAUUCCCCCUGUUCCCAACGGUGUAACAGAUCUUGGAGAGUCGGAGGAACACGGAGGACACGAUGGCCCUGAGCUCCAGCGCACUGGGAGGUUUUUUGGCGGGUUUUUCAUGGACAUCAAGCGAAAGGCUCCUCACUACCUUUCCGACUUUACGGAUGCUAUCAGUCUGCAGUGUCUGGCAUCCUUCCUCUUCCUCUACUGCGCCUGCAUGUCACCGGUCAUCACCUUUGGAGGACUUCUGGGUGAGGCCACAGAAGGACGUGUGAGCGCUAUUGAGUCCCUGUUUGGUGCGUCCAUGACUGGAAUAGCUUACUCUAUAUUUGCCGGUCAGCCCCUCACCAUCCUGGGCAGCACUGGGCCGGUUCUUGUCUUUGAGAAAAUCCUCUUCAAGUUCUGCAAGGAGUAUGGCCUCUCCUACCUCUCCCUGAGGGCCUGUAUCGGCCUGUGGACGGCCUUCCUCUGUCUACUGCUGGUAGCCACGGAUGCCAGCUCGCUUGUCUGUUACAUCACACGCUUCACCGAGGAAGCUUUCGCUGCACUGAUCUGCAUCAUCUUCAUCUACGAGGCUCUGGAGAAGCUGCUCCACCUGGGGGUGCAUUACCCCAUCAAUAAAAACAACAACCUUCAGACACUCACACAGUACUCGUGUGCUUGUGUGGAGCCCAUUAACCCCAGCAAUGACACGCUGCGGUACUGGGACGAGAGUAACAUCACAGCCUCACAGGUCAACUGGACUAUGCUGGAGGUCAAGGAGUGCGAGAUGUUUCACGGGGAGUUCGAGGGCAGCGCCUGCGGCCCCCACGGCCCCUACGUCCCCGACGUCCUCUUCUGGUGCGUGGUCCUCUUCUUUUCCACCGUCUUCAUGUCCGCGUUCCUCAAGGAGUUCAAGACGAGCCGCUACUUCCCCACCAAGGUGCGGGCCAUCAUCAGUGACUUUGCUGUCUUCAUCACCAUCCUGACUAUGGUUCUUGUAGAUUAUGCCCUGGGGAUCCCUUCACCGAAAUUGCAGGUCCCAAGCAAGUUCAAACCUACCAGGGAUGAUCGUGGCUGGCUCAUAAACCCUGUGGGGCCCAACCCCUGGUGGACCACCAUCAUCACCGUCCUCCCCGCUCUGCUCUGCACCAUCCUCAUCUUCAUGGACCAGCAGAUCACAGCCGUCAUCAUCAACAGGAAGGAGCACAAACUAAAGAAAGGCUGUGGCUACCACCUGGACCUGUUUGUGGUGGGCGUGAUGCUGGGCGUGUGCUCGGUGAUGGGCCUGCCGUGGUUCGUGGCAGCCACCGUGCUCUCCAUUUCCCACGUGAACAGCCUGAAGCUGGAGUCGGAGUGCUCGGCCCCCGGGGAGCAGCCCAAGUUCCUGGGCAUCCGAGAGCAGCGCUUCACCGGCCUCAUGAUCUUCACCCUGAUGGGCUGCUCCGUCUUCAUGACCUCUGUGCUAAAGUUUAUCCCCAUGCCUGUGCUGUACGGAGUCUUUCUCUACAUGGGGGCUUCCUCACUCAGAGGCAUACAGUUCUUUGACCGUCUGAAGCUGUUCGGCAUGCCGGCCAAACAUCAGCCAGACUUCAUCUACCUUCGCCACGUCCCGCUGAGGAAGGUGCACCUCUUCACCAUCGUCCAGCUCAGCUGUUUGGUCCUGCUCUGGGUCAUCAAGACCUCCAAGGCUGCCAUCGUCUUCCCCAUGAUGGUCUUGGCGCUGGUGUUCAUUCGUAAGCUACUGGACCUCAUCUUCACCAAGAGAGAGCUGAGUUGGCUGGAUGACCUGAUACCAGAGUGGAAGAAGAAGAAACUGGAGGAUGCAGCAGAAGAGGAAGAGCACAGUAUUAUUGCUGAGGAAGAAGGCAUUGUACAAGUGCCAAUGGAGGGACCCUGCAAGAGUGACCCAGCCACAGUGAACAUCACUGAUGAGAUGUCUAAAGGAUCUUUCGGAAAUGUGUGGAAGAAUAUCAACCCUGGUGAGGUCGUGAAGAAGGAACCAAGCGCUAAAAGUUCUAGCGGCGAAAAGCGACACAAGCGCCGGAGACAUGACAAGAGCUUGGACAGGGAGACAAGUUUGUGAUGACACAUACUGUCUGGUGCUGCCACUGUGCUGUCAAUCAGUAGAUCAAAAAACAAAAAAACUGUACCGUGCCACACUCAACCACCUUUGUACUGUGCUACACUGUGUUUUUGUCAUGUAAGUCUGUGUGCAAGUUGUGUAAAACGAAGAAUUUGUUAGAAACAGUAUUAACACGAGGAACCGAGACACAUUUGUGUUCUUUUUCUAUGUAUUUCAAUGUUUGGUGAAACCAGCAACAGAAGGAAGCCAGAAUUGUACGACACUUACAGCAGCUGCUGUGUCCAUGGGCCAAUCAAGUACACAUUUUAAACAAUUUUUAAUCUACUUUAUUUGCAUUUUGUAUGUUUUUAUAUUUUUCCAACAACAGUUGUGAGUUGUCCGUUAAAAAUCCUGCCACAGCGAACUGCAAAUGGAUUUUGUGUGCAGAAUUUAAUGCCACUAUUGACUUGCACCUCACAAUAGAAAAACCUGAAAAGUAGAUAUUUGUCCAUUCCUAAUCUAUUCAGUGGUAUCUAAAACAGAUGGCUAUAAUGCGAAUCUCGUAAUUUUUUGAAAGGUAUUAAAUAUACAUUUUAUAUAUUCUGUAUAUCUAAAUGUUUUUGUGACAGUGACAGCUCAUAUCACUCAAGUCUUCUCCAUUGCUAUUUUACAAAUAAAUGUCUCUCCUCCAGUAAAGCAUUCCCAGAGACGAGUUAAAGGAAUAGUUUGGAUACCAAUGGAUACCACUCUCAUGUCUGUACGCUAAAUAUUAAGCUAGAGCUAGCAGCCGGCUAGCUUAGCUUAGCAUAAAGACUGAAAACCGUGAAACAGCUAGGCUGGCUUUUCCUAAAAGUAACAAAAUCAGCCAAAAGCUCAGUGAUUAACACUUUAUAUCUUGUUUGUAUUAUCUGUACAAAAAUCUAAAUGUAAAAAUGCAAUGUUUUGGUAGCUAGCGAUAGCUUCAUAUUUAGCGUCGCCUACAGACACGAGAGAGGUAUCAAGAAAAUCGAAUAAGUAUAUUAACCAAACUAAACUAUUCCUUUGAGGACGGUAUACUUCGGGGAUAGCUUAUUAGAAAACAUUUUCGUGCUAGCAUUUCAGCAUAGUUCGGGAACUUUGAGUACCACUAGCAACUUGGCCUUGGCUUUUUAAAAACUCAUCCAAUUUCUUUUUUGCAAAUUUAAGCUCUAUGUUUUCCGCCUGCAUACUCUUUGUCAUCUUGUCAGUAAGUGUCAUCCAUGGACAUGUGAUCUCCUAUCCAAAUGACCCUCAAUGUGUUAGCAUCUGAAGCUAAUUGUUUAAAAAAAAAAAAAACACCUGCAUGACGGUGAAACAGACUUGAUUGUCUCGCUGCAGGACCAUGGUUACUUCUAGAGAUGCAAUAAUACCUUUUUUUCUGGGAAGGGAAACAUGUAAUAAAUGGUAAAGAGUCUUAACAAUGUAUAAAACAUAGUAUAUUUUAUUCAUGUAAAAUGUUACUAAUAUAUUACUAACAUGACGUCAGUGUUGAAGGCAGGUUUUGUUGUAGAUGUUCUUUUCCCAUUGUCUAAUUGAUGGUUCUUAGUUGAUUAGAGUAAUAAGGGGUCAGAAUUAUAUCAAUAUCAAAUAUUUUGACCACGUCUGUGUGGAAUUCUGCCUUAAAUUUGGUAGUGAUAGCUGUACACUUUCUGUUUAAUAAUUUAAGACACCUGUAUAGAAACCUAUCAGUUCAGAUAUGUUGUUAUAUCGUGAUUUGUUUUAUGAGAACGAGAGCGCGAGUGAGUGAGAGCAUAAAUAAAGAUCGUAAACAAA
Molecule: messenger RNA, 6891 nt
Organism: Cottoperca gobio
Lineage: Eukaryota; Metazoa; Chordata; Actinopteri; Perciformes; Bovichtidae
Product: sodium-driven chloride bicarbonate exchanger-like
Exons: 27
Coding region: 1486-5121 (1211 amino acids)
Biological process (GO): bicarbonate transport; monoatomic anion transport; transmembrane transport
Cellular component (GO): basolateral plasma membrane; plasma membrane
Molecular function (GO): monoatomic anion transmembrane transporter activity; solute:inorganic anion antiporter activity; sodium:bicarbonate symporter activity
Source: RefSeq, a predicted model, not a curated record